CUUUACUUUUAAAAGCAAUAAAUCUCAUUACAAUUUUUACUAAAACAAAAGAAGAGAAAAAUGGAAUACAUUUGAAUCUGUUUGUUUAAGUGAUGAGAAGAAGAGAUUUUGAGUUUAAUAAUGCAAUGUUCAAUCCUUUCACAACUCAUUACAGCUCAGAUAUGAACUGGGCACUCAACAAUCAUCAAGAAUUAGAAAACCCAGAAGAAGAAGAGCCACGAAGAAUUGAAAUUUCUGAUUCUGAAUCACUAGGAAACUUGAAAAGCAGCGAUUUUUAUCAACUGGGUGGUGCUCUGAAUUCGACAGAAAAACCGAGAAAAAUCGAUUUUUGGCGGUCGGGGUUGAUGGGUUUUGCAAAGAUGCAGCAGCAGCAACAGCUUCAGCAUUCAGUGGCGGUGAAGAUGAAUAGUAAUAACGAUCAAAUGGGUAAUAAAAAAGGGUCAACUUUCAUACAAGACCAUCGAGCGUUGUUACCAAAAGCUUUGAUUCUGUGGAUCAUCAUUGUUGGGUUUAUAAGCAGUGGGAUUUAUCAGUGGAUGGAUGAUACUAACAAGGUUAGAAGAGAAGAGGUUUUGGUGAGCAUGUGUGAUCAAAGAGCUAGAAUGUUACAGGAUCAAUUUAGUGUUAGUGUUAAUCAUGUUCAUGCUUUGGCUAUUCUCGUCUCCACUUUUCAUUAUCACAAGAACCCAUCUGCAAUUGAUCAGGAGACAUUUGCGGAAUACACGGCAAGAACAGCAUUUGAGAGACCGUUGCUAAGUGGAGUGGCUUACGCUGAAAAAGUUGUGAAUUUUGAGAGGGAGAUGUUUGAGCGGCAGCACAAUUGGGUUAUAAAGACAAUGGAUAGAGGAGAGCCUUCACCGGUUAGGGAUGAGUAUGCUCCUGUUAUAUUCUCUCAAGAUAGUGUCUCUUACCUUGAGUCACUCGAUAUGAUGUCAGGCGAGGAGGAUCGGGAGAACAUUUUGCGAGCUAGAGAAACCGGAAAAGCUGUCUUGACAAGCCCGUUUAGGUUGUUGGAAACUCACCAUCUCGGAGUUGUGUUGACAUUCCCUGUCUACAAGUCUUCUCUUCCUGAAAACCCGACUGUCCAAGAGCGUAUUGCAGCCACUGCAGGGUACCUAGGUGGUGCGUUUGAUGUAGAGUCUCUUGUCGAGAAUUUACUCGGCCAGCUUGCUGGUAACCAAGCAAUAGUUGUGCACGUGUAUGAUAUCACCAAUGCAUCAGAUCCACUUGUCAUGUAUGGCAAUCAAGACGAAGAAGGCGACACAUCUCUCUCUCAUGAGAGCAAGCUUGAUUUUGGAGACCCCUUCAGGAAACAUAAGAUGAUAUGCAGGUACCACCAAAAGGCACCAAUACCGUUGAAUGUGCUCACAACUGUGCCAUUGUUCUUUGCGAUUGGUUUCUUGGUGGGUUAUAUACUAUAUGGUGCAGCUAUGCACAUAGUAAAAGUCGAAGAUGAUUUCCAUGAAAUGCAAGAGCUUAAAGUCCGAGCAGAAGCUGCUGAUGUCGCUAAAUCGCAGUUUCUUGCCACCGUGUCUCACGAGAUCAGGACACCAAUGAAUGGCAUUCUCGGAAUGCUUGCUAUGCUCCUAGAUACAGAACUUAGCUCGACGCAGAGAGAUUAUGCUCAAACCGCACAAGUAUGUGGUAAAGCAUUGAUUGCAUUGAUAAAUGAGGUUCUCGAUCGCGCCAAGAUCGAAGCUGGCAAGCUGGAAUUGGAAUCAGUACCAUUUGAUAUCCGUUCGAUAUUAGAUGAUGUCCUUUCUCUAUUCUCUGAGGAGUCGAGGAACAAAGGCAUUGAGCUCGCGGUUUUCGUUUCAGACAAAGUACCAGAGAUAGUCAAAGGAGAUUCAGGGAGAUUUAGACAGAUAAUCAUAAACCUUGUUGGAAAUUCGGUUAAAUUCACAGAGAAAGGACAUAUCUUUGUCAAAGUCCAUCUCGUGGAACAAUCAAAAGAUGAAGCUGAACCGAAAACCGCAUUGAAUGGAGGAGUGUCUGAAGAAAUGAUUGUUGUUUCCAAACCGUCGAGUUACAACACGUUGAGCGGUUACGAAGCUGCUGAUGGUCGGAAUAGCUGGGAUUCAUUCAAGCAUUUGGUCUCUGAGGAGCAGUCAUUAUCGGAGUUUGAUAUUUCUAGCAAUGUUAGGCUUAUGGUUUCAAUAGAAGACACCGGUAUUGGAAUCCCUUUAGUUGCGCAAGGCCGUGUUUUUAUGCCGUUUAUGCAAGCGGAUAGCUCGACUUCAAGAAACUAUGGAGGUACCGGGAUUGGUUUGAGUAUAAGCAAGUGUCUUGUCGAACUUAUGCGUGGUCAGAUAAAUUUCAUAAGCCGGCCUCACAUCGGAAGCACGUUCUGGUUCACGGCUGUUUUAGAGAGAUGCGAUAAAUGCAGUGCGAUUAACCAUUUGAAGAAACCGAAUGUGGAGCACUUGCCUUCUACUUUUAAAGGAAUGAGAGCCAUAGUUGUUGAUGCUAAGCCCGUUAGAGCUGCUGUGACUAGAUACCAUAUGAAAAGACUCGGAAUCAAUGUUGAUGUCGUGACAAGUCUCAAAACCGCCGUUGCUGCGGCUGCUGCGUUUGGAAGAAACGGUUCUCCUCUUCCAUCCGGAACAACAAAACCGCAACUUGAUAUGAUCUUAGUAGAGAAAGAUUCAUGGAUUUCAACUGAAGAUAUCGACUCAGAGAUACGUGUAUUGAAUUCAAGAACCAAUGGAAACGUUCAUCAAAAGUCUCCAAAACUCGCUCUAUUCGCAACAAACAUCACAAAUUCGGAGUUCGACAGAGCUAAAUCCGCAGGAUUUGCAGAUACGGUAAUAAUGAAACCGUUAAGAGCAAGCAUGAUCGGGGCGUGUCUGCAACAAGUUCUCGAGCUGAGAAAAACUAGACAACAACAUCCCGAAGGAUCAUCACCCGCAACUCUCAAGAGCUUGCUUACCGGGAAGAAGAUUCUUGUGGUGGAUGAUAAUAUAGUUAACCGGAGAGUAGCUGCAGGAGCUCUCAAGAAAUUUGGAGCAGAAGUGGUUUGUGCAGAGAGUGGUCAAGUUGCUUUGGGUUUGCUUCAGAUUCCACACAAUUUUGAUGCUUGCUUCAUGGAUAUUCAAAUGCCACAGAUGGACGGAUUUGAAGCGACUCGUCAGAUAAGAAUGAUGGAGAUUGAAGCUAAAGAGAAGACGAAUCUCGAAUGGCAUUUACCGAUUCUAGCAAUGACCGCGGAUGUGAUACACGCGACCUAUGAGGAAUGUCUGAAAAGUGGAAUGGAUGGAUACGUCUCCAAACCUUUUGAAGAAGAGAAUCUCUAUAAAUCCGUUGCCAAAUCAUUCAAACCUAAUCCAACAAUCUCAGCUUCGUCGUAAUCCAAUCUUCCGGCGAGUUUUUUUUUCUCUCAGCAGCCGGAAGAAUGGACCGAUUCUGCUGAUUGGUUGGGAUAAAUAUGCAUUUUGGUUUCUGUACAUAUAGGUUCACAAUCCAGAGAUUUUGAAGGUUUUUUUCUUGUCACCUAAGUAAUGUAGCUUGCUAUGACCAGUAUGUUGUUAAACGACAACGUCUCGACUGUUCAGUGUUAAUCUUAGCGUAAGUAUUAAUCCCACGGGAAUCGCUUGUACUGUAUCAGAUUUGGUUAGUCGUUUAAACAUCAGUUUCGUGUAAUUUUCUAAUAAUCACUUGUUUUCUUA
Molecule: messenger RNA, 3665 nt
Organism: Arabidopsis arenosa
Lineage: Eukaryota; Viridiplantae; Streptophyta; Magnoliopsida; Brassicales; Brassicaceae
Source: the annotation of a GenBank genome assembly